CCCGGAUAUAUUAAUGUGUGGCACACGUCGUUACGUGGUGGAGCCAUGUGGAAGCCGUCGUGUGAUCGUCGUAGAGAAGUUGUUCAACGCGUUGUCGGUUGAAGUUUGUCCAUGAGCACAUGAACACAUAGUAUAGUGAGAGGAAGGUUUUGUUGAUGAACGGAGGUUCUCUACAUUUCUCUGAAUAAUGGGCAAGUCAAAGACUAAGAACCAGAAGAAAUCCAGAGCUCAAGCCAACCAUGUGGCCGAGGAGACAUACGGAGCUGUCCCCCACUCCUUCGUGUUUCAUCGGGGUCAGAUUGGAAAAAACGUGGGACAGCUGAUCCUGGACGUGCGCAGAGUCCUGGAGCCAUACACCGCAGAGUCUCUGAAGAUUAAGAAAAAGAAUGUGCUGAAAGAUUUUGUGGCUAUCGCAGGACCCCUUGGCGUGACGCACUUCAUGAUCUUCAGUAAGACUCCCAGCAGUGUCAACAUGAGACUUGCACGACUUCCCAAAGGUCCCACGCUCCAUUUCAGAGUGCAAAAGUACUCUCUCAUCAAAGAUGUGAUUUCAUCCCUGAAGAAGCACAGGAUGCACGAUCAGCAGUUCACCCAUCAUCCUCUGCUCAUUCUCAACAACUUUGGAUCAGAUGGCAUGCACGUCAAACUGAUGGCUACCAUGUUUCAGAACAUGUUCCCGUCCAUUAAUGUGCACAGGGUGAGCCUCAAUAAUAUCAAGAGGUGUGUGCUGCUGAAUUACAACCCAGAGUCCCAGGAAAUAGAAUUUCGGCAUUACAGCCUGAAAGUCGUCCCUGUUGGAAUGAGCCGUGGCGUCAAGAAGCUAAUGCAGGAAAGGUUCCCCAACAUGAGCAAGUUUGAUGACAUCAGUGAGCUGCUGAUGAAGGCGGCAAACCUUUCAGAGAGUGAAGCAGAGCAGGACGGGGAUCACAACAUUACCGAGCUCCCACAAGUCUAUUCUGGCCGAGGCAACAUGGCGUCCCAGCAGAGUGCUGUCCGUCUGACUGAGAUUGGCCCUCGCAUGACUCUGCAGCUCACGAAGAUACAAGAAGGCAUGGGAGAGGGGAAUAUCCUCUAUCACUCAAUCGUCUCAAAGACGGAGGAGGAAAUACAGGAGAUCCUGGACCGGAAGGAGGCGCAGCUGAGAGAGAAACAGGAGCGCCGGAAAAAGCAGGAGCACGAUGUCGCUCAGAAGAAAGAGAAGAAUGACGAGAACAAGAAAAAGAGCCUGGCAGGUAUUAAGAGGAAAAAUGCUGAGGCUGAAGAGGACAGCGAGGUGGAGGAUCCUGGCUUGCAGGAAGACCGGGCAUUCGCUGUUGAGUCUGACGAUGAGGUGGAGUACUACAGACAGGCUGUAGGACAGGAGCCAGAUGAAGACAUGUUUCCUAGUUCCAGAAAGAGACAGGGCUUUGACAAAACUCAUGGACCUGCCAAGAAGAGGAAGAUGUCCCCCGGUAAAUCACCAUGGAAGGAUAGAGAUGCCAAAUCUCCAAAAAGGAAUGGCCCGGGAGGAUCUCGGAGAGACGCUCAAGGAAAGGGAUGGAAGAAUUCCAGGGACGAGGAGAAAGCAUUUGGAAAGCAUAUGAAGUCGGGAGGAAAGGUGUUCAAAGGAAAGACAUUCGGUUCAAGGAAUUCUGGUGAUCGUGACAUGAAAUUUGGUGGCAAGAAGAAAUUUGAUGGGAAGAAAACAUUCGGGGGAAAUAAAAACAAGGACCGAUCAUUUCCAUCUAAAAGUCAGAAAGGUAAGCCAGGCUUCAAGAAGAAAGGCGCAGGAGGAAAGCAAGGCUUCAAACAGAGGAAGGGGAAAGUCUCUUUCUCACACUUUGUUUCCAGACAUCACACAGGAAAUGAACUGAACAACAUAAACUCUGAGGUUAUACUUCAUCGCACAGAGCACUGCAAGUCUGCCAUUUGGAUAUUGGACCGAAGAAACUGUGUAAAGCAGCAUCCUUCAGCUAAAAGCAACAUGGAGCAAAAUUUCUCUGCCUGUGAGAGCUUUCAGAUUGCCCUGCUGCCCGCAAUGUACAGCAUUGAGUUCAUUGUUGCCCUGGCCGGAAACCUAUUUGCAGUUUGGCUGUUGGUGGUCAGAGAGAGAAAGAACUGGCACACUGGAGUUGUCCUGUCUUGCAACCUGGCGAUCAGUGACCUGCUGUACGUCCUGACCUUGCCUCUGUUGAUCGUCUACUACUUCCUGGAGAAACACUGGCUGUUUGGUAACCCUGUGUGUAAGAUUGAGAAGUUUCUUUUCACUUGCAACCUGUAUGUGAGCACCUUCUUCAUCAUGGCAAUAAGUGUGAACCGGUGUGUGGCCCUUAUGUGGCCCUUCUUUACUAGAUCCCAUAUAAGGCCUUACCACGCCAAGGCUGUCAGUGUCGUCAUCUGGAUCCUUGUAGCACUUAUUUCCUGCCCUGUGUUGAAAUUUGCCUCUGUUUGCCCUACAAAAAACAGCACAUUGUGUGUGUCUUUCUGUACCCAGCCUGAAGUAGAUGAAACCCCUCAUGUCACUUACAAAAUGUUUCUUGCAGUUUUUGGGUGUCUUGUUCCCUUCUUGGUUACUUUCACUUCUUACUGUGUGGUUAUUUGGGUGGUGUGGAAAAAUGUCAGCAUAACCACACUGGAGAAACGCAAAGUAGCUUUGUUGGUCACAUCAGCUCUUGUGCUGUACACCAUUUCCUUUGUGCCUUACCAUGUCUUUCAAAACUAUCACUUGUAUCUGAAAAUCCAUUACCCCAACAACUUUGCCUGUUGGGUCUACAACAUGUACCAGGUGUCUAAGGGACUGGCUACUCUGAAUAUGUGUAUCCAUCCAAUCCUUUACAUGGCUUUGUUUGACAGUAUCAGAGUAGCUUGUUGUGGAAAGAGCCAAGAGGAAGACUACAAAGGAGGGAUAAGGAAGUAGAGCAACUUGUGGGCAGCUUUUCUGUAAAUAACAUAAUUAUGCCAUGAGAUAAUAAGCACAUCAUAUAGGAGAUAUUGCUUGAAUGUAUUGACUUGUUUUUGUAUUGUUGAAAGUUAUUAUGCUAACCUUGAAAUAUAAAAACAUUUUUAUUGAUA
Molecule: messenger RNA, 3051 nt
Organism: Labrus bergylta (ballan wrasse)
Lineage: Eukaryota; Metazoa; Chordata; Actinopteri; Labriformes; Labridae
Source: RefSeq, a predicted model, not a curated record